Messenger RNA from Betta splendens (Siamese fighting fish), 1690 nucleotides. RefSeq names its product serine protease 57-like. The coding region runs from base 93 to 1523 and encodes 476 amino acids. The record is from RefSeq and is a predicted model, not a curated record. NCBI's taxonomy places the organism in Eukaryota, Metazoa, Chordata, Actinopteri, Anabantiformes, Osphronemidae. The transcript has 11 exons. Gene Ontology annotation, molecular function: serine-type endopeptidase activity. Gene Ontology annotation, biological process: proteolysis.
AAGGCUGAUGAAUAUCCUACUUUCCAACAAAACAAACUCUAGAGGCUUUUAACACAGCUCUGACAAGACAAGUUGACUGUGCUGCUGAUAUCAUGCAGGGGCUGCACAAACUCCUACUUCUAUAUGUUCUGACAGGUCUCGGACAAAAUGGACAUGGAAUCAGUGGUGGGGAAAUAGUCCCAAAGAGCAAGAUGCAGUACAUGGUCUCACUGCAGGAUGGACACGGUAAACACCUAUGUGGAGGGUUUCUUGUCAGUGAAAACGUUUUGAUCACAUCUGCAAGCUGUGACAAACGGGAUCCUAAAGUUGUUUAUUAUGGUUAUCACAACUUGGAGGAAAAGAUAAAACCUGUCAAUAUUGAGAAAAAAUGCAAAUCCAGUGAUUCUGACAUCAUGCUCCUCAAGUUGAGAAAGAAUGUUAAAGGGGACAACGUAAAACCCACUGAAAUUCCAAACUCUGAAAUAGAUUUGAAAGUCAACCAACAGUGUGUUGUGGCUGGAUGGGGUCCAGAAGACUGUGAGGAAGGUCCAGUGAAAGAGCUGAGAAUGGUGACUGUUUCUGUGUUCAACUGUCCGCACAAUGCGACAAACAUCUGCACAAGUGAGACAGGCUUCUGUGAGAUUGACACUGGUGGUCCUCUGGUGUGUGACGAGAAAGCUGUUGGUGUGGUGAAGAAGAACAACAGCACCACAUUUGCCAACAUAUCAACAAAACAUGUAUGGAUCAAAGACAAAAUAAACAAUCCAAGUUGGAAGGACUGUUGCUACACUUGGCACCAUCUGAAGGCCAUGGAGAUGAGCUUUGUACUUCUGCUUUUCGCUGUCCUAACCGGAGCUGAUGGCACCCAUAUCGUCGGGGGCAGAGAUGCCCCCCCCCACUCGCGCCCCUACAUGGCCUCACUGCAAAUUCAGAAUCAGCAUAACUGUGGGGGGGCACUGGUCAGAGAGGACUUUGUGCUCACAGCAGCACACUGUCAGAUACGUGGACCAUACACAGUGGUGCUUGGAGUUGAUUCCCUUUCUGCUGAUGAGCCGACAAAGCAGGUAUUCAGUAGCAUUAGAUCAAUUCCACACCCAAGGUACAAUGGACAUGCAAACGAUAUCAUGCUGCUAAAGCUUAAUGGCAGUGCCCAACUGACUGAGACUGUGCAACUGGUCUCCCUGAAGGCAGGCAGAGUCAGACCAGUGAAUAGUUGCAUCACAGUGGGCUGGGGGGACAUUGGGGAUAACAAUACCUUGCCACUCACGCUGCAGGAAGUCAACGUGACCAUUCUGUCACAACAGACGUGCCGCAGCAGAUGGGGAAUGGUUCCCAUCACCGGCUCCAUGGUUUGUGGUGUUGGGGCAGGCGUCUUUCAAGGUUUCUGCUCGGGGGAUUCAGGUGGACCGCUGGUGUGUGAUGGAGCUACAGCAGGUGUCGUCUCCUUCUCUGGCCGGCGGUGUGGAGACCCCAGGACUCCUGAUGUCUACACACGCAUUUCAUCCUUCACACCAUGGAUUACAACGGUGUUAAACAACAAUUAGAUGUUGUAUGAGAAGUGUAAAAAUGUUUCAUUUGUGGCUAAAAGUCUAUGAUUGCUUCAGUUGGUAGCUUCAUUCUUAUAAGGUACUGUAAUUUAGGCCCAAAUGCAAUGUUUCAUUAUCUAAUAAAACUAUGUUGAGCUGAAGUAUUCAUCUUUAGCUUGAGUAAA